Molecule: messenger RNA, 498 nt
Organism: Dictyostelium discoideum AX4
Lineage: Eukaryota; Evosea; Eumycetozoa; Dictyosteliales; Dictyosteliaceae
Exons: 1
Coding region: 1-498 (165 amino acids)
Source: RefSeq, a predicted model, not a curated record
AUGUCAAAACUUAUUAUCAACCCAGAAAAUAUAAAUGUAAAAGAGGUAAAGACAAGAAUCAAGGUAGCAAAGACAAUCACAAAUAAAAAAGAGAAAAAAUCCAAUCUUUCGAAAAAACAAAUUAACAUUCCGAUACCCGAAUCAUUAUCACCAACAUUCGAUUUAUUAGGUGUUUCUGGUGACGGCGAAGUAAUCGAUUUAAUAGACCUUGACACUCUUCCACAAGUAAAACAAGAGCCAGUGGUUGUGAUAAUCGAUGGUGGUGAAAUAGAAAACAAAGAGAUAAUAGCGCCAUCACAACCACUAGCAAAUUUAGUUAGUGAAGUACCAUUUUAUAAACGUGGUGAUCUUCAAAUCGUUGGUGGUAUUCUCGCAAUUUCAGCAUUGGGUUACGUAAUUUACAGAUACUGGCCAUCAUCCGCUGUUAUUACAUUACCAUCCACAGUGAAAUCCGUUGUUAAAGAAGUGAUAGAAGAUAGCGUUGUGUCAACCUUAUAA